AUGGCACUCAAUGCGAAUGAGAUAGCACUCUUGGGCCAGCCUGCCAUCGAUGCCAUUGAAUAUGGCCAUCAACGUGUGGAUUAUGCCCCCUCGGAAGCCAGGAAGAUCGGAAAGUACACCAUUGUCGCCCUCAUUCUCAAUCGAAUCAUCGGCUCCGGCAUCUUUUUGACCCCCCACAGAGUCCUCGCUGGAACUGGCUGUGUCGGAGGUGCUCUCUUUCUGUGGGUUGUCGGAGCCCUUCUGUCGCUAUGUGGCCUCUACGUCUGGCUCGAGUGUGGCCUCUCCAUGCCACAGCGGAAGAUCAGCGGCGAGACCGAACCUCGAGGAGUUCCCAGGUCUGGCGGAGAAAAGAACUUCCUCGAAUUCAUGUUCCCCAACACUAAUCUCCGCCUGCCUCACAUCAGAACGACGUGUUCGUUCUCCAUCAUGUUCAUUCUCUUGUACAACCUGUCCGGGAACGCCAUCUCAUUCGGCCUACAGGUGAUGACGGCUAGUGGCAUUUACGACCCUGCGAGUGGCGAGACGCCCGAUCGAGCCACAGCGGUGGGUAUCGCGAUCGGCGCCUUGACCUUCGUUGUGCUUCUGCACAUGUUCUCCAGACGCGGUGGCAUUUUGGUCAACAACGCUUUCGCCAUAAUCAAAGUCUCGCUUCUCUUGGCCAUAAUCUGCCUCGGCAUAGCAAAGGCAGCAGGCCGAUUUCCUAACAGCCCCGGCGAUGACUCCAAUGCCGAGGUGAUCAGAAAAAAUUUCCGUGAGGGUGUCUGGUCCACUCAACGCUCCGAUGCGUCCUCCUGGUCCAACUCACUCAUGCUGUGCAUGUACAGCUUCAGCGGGUUCGAACAGCCCUUCUACAUUCUUGCUGAGACCAAAAGUCCAAGACGCCAUUUCCCAAAGUACACCGUGAUAGCCAUGAUGAUAGCGAUUGUCCUCUUUGUUGCCGUCAACAUCAGCUAUCUCCUCGUUGUCGACAAGGACCUCAUCUUGGACGACGAGACAUACAAAAAUGAUCUCGCCUCCCUUUUCUUCACACACCUCUUCCAAGGAGACAACCAGCAAGCCACCCAGGCAAUGGCGGCUCUUAUUGCCUUGUCGAUCUUUGGGAACCUGGUCGUCAUGACCUUCACCGCGGCGCGCGUCAAGCAGGAGAUCGCCAAAGAGGGCAUCCUGCCAUGGUCCCUCUUCUUCGCCACCUCAUACACCACACCCUACGGCCUCUUGAAGAAGUGGAUGUCCCACCGUCAGCUGGCCGAUCACGAAGUUGAAGAAGCGCCGACCGCUGCCUUCAUCAUGCACUGGUGUACAUCAGUCCUCCUCAUCCUGGUGACAAUCCCCGUGACCGACCCUCGCUACGCCUACUCAGCCCUGGUGUCCCUGUACUCGUACACCAUCGUCGGGCUCCUCGGCUUCUGGGUCUCGGGCGGCCUACUCCUCAUCAAACUCCAACGCUCCAAAUUCCACUGGCAAGACCGCCGGCGCUACCGACCCUGGCUCUCCCCCGCCCACCCCAUCCUCUACUUCCUCGCCUCGGCAUUCAUGCUCAUCGCCGCCUUCAUCCCGCCCACCACCGGCUCACCCUUCCACCAUACCAUCACCGGGUUCCAAUGGUACAUUAUCCCCGCUAUUGGCAUCUCCGCCCCGCUCUGGGGCGUCGUCUACUACUGGGGCUUGCUGAUCUACGAGUGGAAGAUCGGCAAGCAGCUGGACGUCACGCGCCAGGCGUACUGGGCACAGGACCCGGACUGCCCAGGCGAGUACGUGCAGCGCGCCGAGAUCAUCGACCACACCUGGCUCAUCACGGCGCGCGGCGACAACAUGUCUGACGGAUUCGCAGAGCCAACAGCGGCCUUGGACGAGGAGCUUGCGAGGAGGGGGGGAGACAAUUUCGGGAUGCGGGAGCGGCGUGAGCCUGCUGCUGGUAAAUAUGAUAACGACGACGAUAGCAUCUUCGGCGGGGCCACGGGAGGGCGGAAUCCGCAGGUGCGGCGCUUGUCGGAUGGGUUCUAG
Cyphellophora europaea CBS 101466 is the source of this 2004-nucleotide messenger RNA. RefSeq lists its product as uncharacterized. Gene Ontology annotation, biological process: amino acid transmembrane transport. Lineage: Eukaryota; Fungi; Ascomycota; Eurotiomycetes; Chaetothyriales; Cyphellophoraceae. The transcript has a single exon. The record is from RefSeq and is a predicted model, not a curated record. Gene Ontology annotation, molecular function: L-amino acid transmembrane transporter activity. The coding region runs from base 1 to 2004 and encodes 667 amino acids. Gene Ontology annotation, cellular component: membrane.